Messenger RNA from Centropristis striata (black sea bass), 1780 nucleotides. RefSeq names its product VPS28 subunit of ESCRT-I (gene vps28). Gene Ontology annotation, molecular function: protein-containing complex binding. NCBI's taxonomy places the organism in Eukaryota, Metazoa, Chordata, Actinopteri, Perciformes, Serranidae. Gene Ontology annotation, biological process: protein transport to vacuole involved in ubiquitin-dependent protein catabolic process via the multivesicular body sorting pathway. The coding region runs from base 261 to 932 and encodes 223 amino acids. Gene Ontology annotation, cellular component: ESCRT I complex. The record is from RefSeq and is a predicted model, not a curated record. The transcript is spliced from 10 exons.
UUAAUUCCGUCGAUUAAUAACUAAUAUUACAGAAAUACAGCGAGCGUCUUAACUGUUACCACAACAAUAGUCUCUAAUACAAACUUUAGUAUUCACAAACAAGUACCUGUACCGCUCAGUUAUAAUAAAUCAUUAAGGAAGUGCUUACGAGCUAGCAUCGACAGCUAACUUCGGACUAGCUAGUUCGGCAAAACAAGAUAUUGAAGGCUGGUCAUCGUCUCUCUUCAGCUAAAAAGAUAAAGUUCCAAUACAUCAGCAUCAUGUUUCAUGGGAUUCCAGUAACUGGAGGUGUGGGAGGAGCUCCGGCCAAUAAGCCUGAGUUAUAUGAGGAAGUGAAAUUAUACAAGAAUGCAAGAGAACGAGAGAAGUAUGAUAACAUGGCAGAGUUGUUUGCUGUCGUCAAGACCCUUCAGGCCCUGGAGAAGGCUUACAUCAAAGACUGCGUCACACCUAACGAGUACACUGCUUCCUGUUCCAGGCUGUUGGUUCAGUAUAAAGCUGCUUUCAAACAGGUGCAGGGCUCUGAUGUGGGCUCCAUUGACGAUUUUUGCAGGAAGUACAGACUCGACUGCCCAUUAGCCAUGGAAAGGAUUAAGGAGGAUCGGCCAAUCACCAUCAAGGAUGACAAGGGCAACCUGAACCGCUGCAUUGCAGAUAUAGUUUCUCUCUUCAUCACUGUGAUGGACAAGCUGAGACUGGAGAUCAGGGCCAUGGAUGAGAUCCAGCCAGACCUGAGGGAGCUGAUGGAAACCAUGAACAGAAUGAGCAACAUGCCGCCAGACUCCGAGGCGAAGGACAAAGUCAGCCUCUGGUUGACCACCCUCAGCAGCAUGUCAGCCUCAGACGAGUUGGAUGAUAAUCAGGUGCGCCAGAUGCUGUUUGACUUGGAGUCGGCUUACAAUGCCUUCAAUCGCUUCCUCCACUCCUCCUAAAACAUCUGUCCAUUAUUGAUCCAUCUGUCUGAAAUUCUGACUGUAAUAUCUAUUAAGUUAAAAAAAAGAAAACACUCUACUUUCUCCCUCUGCUUGUUGGUAGGGAGCGGAUUUAUAUCUAGACAGGUUUUCUGUCUCAUAUCCUCCCAAUUCUUUCCUGUUUCCUAUGUCUUUGUAUUCAUGUUUUGUACCAUUCGAACUUCACCGCCUUGUAAACUCCGCUGUAUCUGGUACAUGUUGCUGCCUGUAGCCUUGCCCACCAGGCUCACCCUGUGCUGCGAGACGCUCCAUCGGCCUCUUUUCUAACCAAACUUGUGUGAUAAAUCAUUUAACAUUGGCUGUUUAUUCUGCCCUCAACAAAACAGUUUACUUCUAACUUUGUACUGUAAUAUCAAAAAGGUCUAAUUUUAUACUUAAGUUUUGCAGAGCACCAACAAAGAAGCAUGAUUGAUACAAUUAUAUUUGGGCAAAGUCUGCACACGAAGAAAAGGUUGCAACAGCCAAAGCCUUUAUAUUAUUGGAAAGAUAAAUAUAUAUUUUUUUCUUUUUGGUACCCUAAUUCUAUCCACUUAGCUUUACUGUUCUGUAUAACAUUUUGUUUUUCUAUCACACAUGUUUACUGCAAAUUCCUGCAAUAGUUUUUGUUGAUAGAAAAAUAAGCUGACAUAGGCUGUCAGUUAAAUUAAAAUAAAUGCAGCUGAAAUAAUCGUUUGUGAAACUGCACUUCUGAUUAAUAAUUGUAUUGAAUCUAUGGUGGAAGGAAUUAUUUGUGUACAUUUUCUAACCCUGUUUUCUGUUAUAUGUAAUCCAUAUUUCAUUUAGAAGUGAGGGUUUGGUCACAUGAAAUG